Messenger RNA from Scleropages formosus (Asian bonytongue), 897 nucleotides. RefSeq names its product homeobox protein MOX-2-like. Gene Ontology annotation, molecular function: DNA-binding transcription factor activity, RNA polymerase II-specific; RNA polymerase II cis-regulatory region sequence-specific DNA binding. Gene Ontology annotation, cellular component: nucleus. The transcript has 3 exons. Gene Ontology annotation, biological process: somite development; positive regulation of transcription by RNA polymerase II. The coding region runs from base 1 to 819 and encodes 272 amino acids. Lineage: Eukaryota; Metazoa; Chordata; Actinopteri; Osteoglossiformes; Osteoglossidae. The record is from RefSeq and is a predicted model, not a curated record.
AUGGAUCACAGCCUGUUUGGCUGCCUCCGCGGCCCCCCGGGGCCCCACGCCCCCACGCAGGGCCUGCAUUCGGCCUUUGCCCAGUCGCCGCUGGCGCCGCACGGACACUCCGAGCGCGGAGUCUCGUACCCGGAGCUGCCGGGGGCCUCCCCGCCCUGCGCGCUGCCGGGGUACCCGGGCGAAGGGGCCGUCUUUGGCGGGCAGCUCCACCGGGGCCACCACCACCCUCCUCCGCAGUCGCAGCCGCACGCGCCCGGGUGGCACGUCUCCCAGAUGCCCUCGCCUCCGCCCCCGCGGAGCGGCGCCCGGCACGGCCCGUGCGCCCCGCCCCCCGGCCCCUCGUCCCCGGACCUGCGCUCCGGAACCCCGACGACGACCCCGGCCGACCCCGACAGGAGGAACGGCAAGCGGAAAAGCGACAGCUCAGACUCGCAGGACGGCAGUUACAAGUGCGACGCGAGCAGCAAACCCAGGAAGGAGCGGACGGCGUUCACCAAGGAGCAGAUCCGCGAGCUCGAGGCCGAGUUCUCGCACCACAACUACCUGACGCGGCUGCGGCGAUACGAAAUAGCGGUGAACCUUGACCUCACGGAGAGACAGGUGAAGGUCUGGUUCCAGAACAGGAGGAUGAAGUGGAAGCGGGUUAAGGGCGGGCAGCAAGGUGCGCUGGCGCGGGAGAAGGAACUGGUCAAUGUGAAGAAGGGAACCCUCCUGCCAUCCGAGUUCUCCAACAUUGCUGGCAUCCAGCACCCUGCGGACUCCCUGGUCAACGACGACAGUCGCGACAGUGACCAGAGCGCCGAGCACGCUCACUUAUGACAGCAAGCCGGCCUCCCGCAGCGGAGUUCGCCGACCUACUCAGGAACUGACGACUGUCAGCGGUCGAGAAAGAGUGAC